AUGGAUGCGCAAAACAACCUAUUGGUUAAAUUUGCUGAUGAUAUAACGACAAGUGCUCCAGUAAAAUCAGGAUCGUAUUCUGCUGAGGCUGAGGUGGAAAGCAUUCAGAAUUGGUCGGAAGCAAAUCAAAUGACAUUAAAUCUUUCUAAAACGUGGGAAAUGGUUGUGCACGGUAGGUCUAUGAAACCGUUACCGGCACCGAUUGUAGGCAUUGGACGAAAGAGCUGGUUGAAAUUAUUAGGUGUCACAUUUCAGGAAAAUCCAUGUUGCUGGGAUCUUCAUAUCGAUGAUCUUCUGUCGAAGGCUAGUGGGCGUAUGUACAUAUUGAGAGUGCUAUGGUUACGCUGCAGAUCAGCUAAGCAAAUUAUUCGAUUCGCUAAUCAUGUCACUCUUUUACUAUUGCAUUGAAGUGUGGGGCUCUGCACUCCAAAAGAAAUAUUUGGAUCGUAUGGACAAGUUUUUCCGGCGGGCUUAUCGUUAUGGAUAUACGACAAAUAGUAUUAAGAUACCUGAAGUGAUCGAGGAGAGAGACAGAAAAUUAUUUAGCAAAAUCGUAUCGAAUCCAGAACAUGCAUGCCCUACAUGAAUUGCUUCCUGUGGGUAAACAAAGGAUUUUAAGACAAAGGGAACAUAACUUUAUUUUACUCAAAUUAAAACGGAACGAUUUAAACGAUCCUCAUAAAUAGAUGUCUUUUUAACUAUUUUUAAGUUUCAUAUAAUUAAUUAGGACAGAUCAAUUUUUUAACUGUAAUAAAUAGGAAUUUGACAUUUGUAAAGUUGCACGUCUGUUGUGACUCGAGACAAUAAAGACCUUAAUAAAUAAUAAUAAUAAAAAAAGCAUAUAUAAAAUUGAUAAAAGAACAUUUUAUGAAGCGUCCAAAUGACCAAGGUUGAAUUUUACAUUAAAUUGAAGCUUCUAGAAUGCACAAUAAGAUACCUUCAAACUUCAAAGUAUAUUUUGGAAACUAUUAUAGUUCCAUCAUUAAAACUUAAAAGUACUAAUAUUUUAAUUAUUUUUGCUAUUUUUGCAAAAAAUAAAAAUAAAAUGAUCGUGUUACCAUGACUACCUUGAUGCAAGCCGGCGUUCACUCACCUGUUUGCUAAUUUGAAAUAUUUCAUGUUGUAACAAUUCUUGGGAGAUAAAAUUGUUUGGUUAGAAAGGUGAGGGGUUGCUGCAUGCAUGUAUUUGUAGUUGGCGAGUAUGUUGCGAUUAAGCGCCAAGUCAAUCAUUCACAGUGACUUAUUGAGACGUUGUGCUUUUAGGGCGAGGGGGCUAUACCAAUAUGCAUGACUAAUUAAAAUCGGUCCCCAUCUGACAAACAAGCCCUCAUACAUGUACAUGCCCGAAAUAAAUAUUAAUUCGCACGGAGUUAUAAUUAUAAAGGCCACUGGAACCCCUACUAAGACUUGUAAUUCCUGUUGACCUCCUCUACUAUGAGUAAGGGCCAUAAAAUUGUAUAUGAUUUAUUUGAAAAGUGAAGAUUCUCAUCCCCCUCCCCCAUUCUAAAAUGAAAAUACGUCUUAUUGUUUUAAACAGGCACACCUGUCAAGUUAAUUGUUGGAAUUACAAUGGGCUUGUUCAUCCUGAUCGUGAUCAUACUCACAGUUUUUUUAGUACGCAGAAACAUUAAGAACAGUCCAAAACGAAAUGUAUUGGUUCAAGAAGAUGAACUGGAUACUGCUGUUUAG
Messenger RNA from Paramuricea clavata, 1689 nucleotides. NCBI's taxonomy places the organism in Eukaryota, Metazoa, Cnidaria, Anthozoa, Malacalcyonacea, Plexauridae. The record is from the annotation of a GenBank genome assembly.